CUGACGCUGGUUUAAUGAGCCAAGCGAUGGCCGAGAGCGUGAACUUAGAGUCGCUGUUGUCUGCAUUCAGUCGCUUUGCGGUCCACGGCGAUGCGCACGCCAGCGGACGGGAACUGAACGGGAAGAACUGGGCCAAACUCUGCAAGGACUGCAAGAUCAUCGACGGCAAGAACGUCAACGGAACCGACGUCGACAUCGUCUUCUCCAAAGUCAAGCAGAAGUCAUCCCGCGUGAUCAACUUUGACGAGUUCCAGCAAGCUCUAAAGGAGUUAGCGCCUCAGAGGUUCAAAGGAAAAAGUCGUGAGGAAGCCAUCACGGCCAUCUACCAGCUGGCACAGGCCGCAGAGCCCAGCAAAGUCGGAGUCACGAAGUCCUUGAAGGCUGGCGCCGUUGACCGUCUGACGGACACGUCUUUGUACACGGGGUCGCACAAAGAACGCUUUGACGAGAGCGGACGAGGACGAGGACGCGAGGGACGAGAAGACAUCGUCAGUAACUCGGGAUACGUUGGCGCCUACAAGAGCGAAGGAACGUACGACGCCAAACUAAAGGCCGACAAAUGAGGGCAACACACGCACGCCAACAGGAAGUGGA
Molecule: messenger RNA, 594 nt
Organism: Phycodurus eques (leafy seadragon)
Lineage: Eukaryota; Metazoa; Chordata; Actinopteri; Syngnathiformes; Syngnathidae
Gene: tppp3
Product: tubulin polymerization-promoting protein family member 3
Exons: 4
Coding region: 15-563 (182 amino acids)
Biological process (GO): positive regulation of protein polymerization; microtubule polymerization; microtubule bundle formation
Cellular component (GO): microtubule
Molecular function (GO): tubulin binding
Source: RefSeq, a predicted model, not a curated record